This is a messenger RNA of Pyrus x bretschneideri (Chinese white pear), 3715 nucleotides long. RefSeq names its product pentatricopeptide repeat-containing protein At4g21065. The record is from RefSeq and is a predicted model, not a curated record. Bases 584 to 2278 code for a protein of 564 amino acids. Lineage: Eukaryota; Viridiplantae; Streptophyta; Magnoliopsida; Rosales; Rosaceae. Gene Ontology annotation, molecular function: RNA binding; zinc ion binding; protein binding. The transcript has 3 exons. Gene Ontology annotation, biological process: RNA modification.
UUAAACUGUUUCGAUUCGUCGGGAAUAUCUCAAAUUUUAGAAUGUAAAUACAGUUGGAGGAGAAGGAGUUGAUGCGUUAUAGUUGAGGGGCCUGAAGCAAUGCUAUCUUUGUUUUGACGAAACAUAGCAAACUUCGAUUGACCGUAGUACCUUGGCGAGACAGUAUACCAAGUUGGACGAGAUAUUCAAUGGGUUUCUUUGGACAAGUGGGCUUGGACAGGCUCCAGCCCAAUAUCCCAUCUAAAAAGCCCAUUUUUUGCCUUCAAUGAGCCAAAGCCCAUCGGUAAACCCGGUCCCUUAAACCCUUCCCUCUUUCCUUGGUUCUUCUCUCUCGCUCGAAUCCCAGCACAGCAGUAGCUGACUGCACUCUUCCUGUUCUUCGCUCCCACUUUCUCCACCAGCUCCUCCAGCCCUCGUCUCUUUUCUUCGGUACCGAUUGUCGAAGGAAAUAUUGAAUGGGCAGUGCCAUUUUGGCGGAUAGUUUUGAAGGAUUCAAGUUAGCAGAGUGGAGCUAAUAAAAUCUUUCCUCUCAAGACAGGUGGCUAUUUUCCUAAUUAAGAGACGAGAAUUGCAAUGAGAAAGAAUGAUGUCAAUGAACAAUGUGUACAAGCUCCACGCUUGGUUCAUCAAGAUUGGCUGCGACAACCACCCUACGUCCCUUGGACGCCUUCUUCUUGGGUGCACUGCCACAUCAUACCCUGAAAGCUUAACCUACGCUCGCUCUCUCUUCUCCCACUUUCCCUUUCCGGACACCUUUGCUUACAACAGAAUCAUUAGAGCCCAUGCAGCAGCCCCCUCAUCUUGUUGUCAUGCACUCUCCUUCUUUACCCAAAUGCGUCACCAAGGUGUCCCACCGGAUAACUUCACCUUCCCGUUUCUUCUCAAGGCUUGUGCUCGCCUUCAACAGGGUCAAGACCUUCAUGCACACAUUCUUAAGCUUGGCUUUGAUUCAGACAUAUAUGUUCAGAAUGCAUUAGUUAGUUUAUACGGGGGUUGUGGGUCAAUUGAGCUUGCAAUGAAUGUGUUCCAUGCAAUGGGCGAAAGAGACUUGGUUUCUUGGUCUUCCAUGAUGUCUUGUUUUGUCAACAAUGGCUUUGCAUACGAAGCUCUUGCUUUGUUUCAGCAAAUGCAGCUUGCAGAGAAUCUGAUGCCAGAUGAGGUUACCAUGCUCAGUGUGAUAUCUGCCAUUUCAAGCUUAGGGGAAAUGGAAUUGGGUCAGUGGGUUCAUAAAUUUAUUUACAGAAGUGGGCUAGAACUUACAGUUCCAUUGGGUACAGCGUUGAUUGACAUGUAUUGGAGAUGUGGGUCCAUUGAUAAAUCUAUCAGAGUCUUCAAUGAAAUGCCAUUCAAGAAUGUAAAUGCAUGGUCAGCAUUGAUUAGUGGCUUUGCAGCGCACGGCCGCAGUAGAGAAGCCCUUAGAAUCUUUUAUGAGAUGAAAAGCUCUGGCUUGCAGCCAGAUCAUAUUUCUAUAACUGGGGUUUUAGUGGCUUGCAGUCAUGGUGGCCUUGUUGAGGAUGGCUGGAGAGUUUUCAAAAGCAUUGGGGAUGAGUACGGCAUGGAGCCAACACUUGAGCAUUAUGGUUGUAUGGUUGACCUGCUUGGCCGGGCCGGCAUGCUUCACAAAGCGUACAAGUUCAUUGAGAAGAUGCCAAUAAUGCCAAAUUCGGUAAUUUGGAGGACUUUGCUAGGAGCAUGUGUUAGUCAUAACAAUCUUGUGUUGGCUGAGAAAGUGAAGGAGAGGGUCCACAAGCUAGAUCCUUAUCAUGACGGCGAUUAUGUGCUUUUAUCGAAUGCUUAUGGCGAAGCUGGUAGAUGGGUUGAAAAGGCAAAGGUUAGGAAUUCAAUGAGAGAAAAGAGAAUUAACAAGAAACAUGGCUAUAGUUUUAUCAACGUAGACCAAGUCAUUCAUGAGUUUGUAUCAGGGGGUAAUUCUCAUCCCAGGUCGGAUGAUAUUAGAGAGUUCUUAGAUAGCAUAAUUGAAAGUAUAAGAGACACGGGGUAUACUCCCCAUACGAAAAAUGUGCUACAUGACAUUGAAGAGGAGGAGAAGGAGCAAUGUCUUAAUUAUCAUAGUGAGAAAUUGGCCGUGGCUUUUGCACUCCUGAAUGUCAAGGAUAGCACGACAAUAAGAGUCAUGAAGAACCUUCGGAUUUGUCAUGACUGUCAUUCUUUCAUGAAGCAUAUUUCGGCCAAAUUUGGUAGAGAAAUCAUCAUUCGUGAUCGCAGACGAUUCCAUCACUUUGUUCAGGGAUCGUGUUCUUGUCAGGAUUAUUGGUGAUAGAUGGUCCAAUCCAGCUCUUCUCUUCCCUUGUAAUAUCAUCUAUCAGACUGCUCGUAAAUUUUCUUGACCCUCGUUUCUCUUUGUGAACACAUAUUUGAUAUUUCUUUGUGAACACAUUUAAUUCCUACAUUCUGCGUUUAUGGAUAUGGUAUUACAAUCUUUGACUCGUAUGAGCCUUCAGCUAUAUACACAUUGCACUAUUGAAGCUUUAGUUAAACUCCAUAAUCUUAUAGUCAAGCUGCAUGACUGAGGUUUCAGUCCCCAUCAUCUUAAUGCGUCUCAGCAUAUGCAAUUUCCAGAGUGAGAGAAUUUUAGUAUUGCAUCAGAGAGCCUUUUCUUUAUUGAUAUUUAUCCGUUUGAUUAUGCUUUCAAUUUGUGAUAUUUUAUAUUAAUCAGACCUUGUUUUUUCAACAGCAGAUUGCGAAAAGUAAUCUAUAGGAGGAAUCAAUCCAAUCCAGUCCAAUCCAAUCCAUAGGAGGUGCCGUGUUCCCUAAGCUAAAACUGAAAACAUAAUCAAACGGAUUGUUACCCCAGAUAUAUAUCCGUGUCCAUCAAGACCUGGAUUCAUGAACUUCAAUAAUCCUUUGUUUAAUAUCUUCUUGAUGAUUCGGUGCCCUUGGUUCUUCCUGCUUUCAUCUCAAAUGAAGACAGAGUUCAUAAUAAUCAAGAGGAGGAAGAUAAUUAUCAGGUUUCAGAAGGAUAUGGUUACGAGUCAAAGAAGCCUCUGUUUCCCCCUUCUUUCGCUGAACUUGAGUUGGAGAUGAAGGAAUCAAUCCAACCCAUAGGAGGUGCCUUGUUCCCUAAUCUAAACUGGAGUGCACCAAAAGACUGCUUGAACCAGCACAACUCUCAGAUGCUCCUCAUCAUUGUGAUUGCACUGCUGUUAUUCAUGCAUCAAGACCCGAUGCAGCGACAAAACCUCAUCAGGUCCCAAGAGUUUCUUCCUUGCACUUUGUAAGGGCACCAAUCCCUUCAGCCAGAGAUGGAAUUCUUCUGCUUUGUACGGAGUCAGAAUCUAGUCGGAAUUCCAAUGUGAGGUUACUGCCUUUUGCCCUGCUCUCCCUCAGAAGAUGAUCUUUGAGCAUUGAUCAAAGAGUAUAUUUACGGAGAACUUGAGAUCAACACAUUUGAAUCAGAAAAUUACACCUUUGAUGUGAGCGACGAAGGAUGAACAAUUCAACGCACGACGUGCAUUUUUUUCCUGGUACCUCUGAUGCUUACCUUGAAGUAAUUGGAUCAGAAUCAUGAUGAACAAGAGGAAGAAGGGAGAAGGAAAGGCAAACGAAGGAAAGUUUUGUUUCAUACAGACUCAAAUCAGAUUGGUAGCUUUUUCUUAUUCAGGACAUGCGUGUUUACACAAUUUUUAGUCUCUUUGUUCCCUUAUUACGUUGGAUCUAUAGAUUAACAUAAAUGAAUGAUUGAUUGAUAAUCCAA